GUGACCCUACCUCUCUCUCAAGUCCAUUUGCAGCAGUAAUGCUGGCCGCCUCAUAUUUAAGACUUUCCUGGGUGCCAGGCUCUAGCUAAAGGCUUUACCCUCCCUGCUCGGGCUCUAUCUAAAAGCUUUAUUACUUUUACCUUCCUUUUUGCAAGAGGAAACGAAGGCCCAUAGAGGUUAAGUGAUGUGACUGGAAUCAGUCAUAGAUAGCCCUAAUAAGCAGUGCGUCUGGGAUCAUGAACUUGGACAACCUGAUUCCCAAGAAGCCCACUGCUUCUUAGAAAGUGGUUUUGAUUCUGUCUCCAGGGAUCUCUUUUGCACCAUCCUCUUCUAUCUUCGCCACCAACUCCCGACCUACAGACAUCAUCCAUGACCUCACAGCCCUGGACCACACUGCUAGGGCCCUUCGCUGCUCAUCCAUGUCCACUCUCGUCCCUUUUCAGUCUGUCCUCUGCUCUGCUGUUUUAGUAAUGGAAACAGGAGCAGGUCACCCGCCCACUCCCCAGAUAAAAUCCAGAGAGAAGUCCCUGCACGCACAGGUCCUGCCUCCUACCUCUCCGCCUUAAUCCCGAGCCACGUGCCCAGCCCAGUCCCGCUCUCCAUGCCUGGGGCACCCCGGCUGCCUUCCGCUUCCUCACCUCUGCCCUUUGUCAGAUGCUGUUCCCUGGACCCGAGAUGCUCUCCCUCCCCUCUCUGCACCCCUGGGUUCCUUGCAUCCUUCAGUCUCAGCUUUCAGGGCACCCUUGGGAGAAAUCGUCCCUGGUGGUCUCCUCAUAAGCAGGCAGCCCCUCAAGCCUGUUUUCCCUGUGGGCCUUUACAGCGUGCAUAACUUAGUACUUACUUAUUGUUUAAGAUUUAUUUUAUUUAUUUGAAAGGCAGAGUUACAGAGAAAUAUAUAUAUAGAGAGAGGUCUUCCAUCCACUGGUUCACUCCUCAGACGACUGCUAUGGCCAGAGCUGUGCCGAUCCAAAGCCAGAAGCCAGGAGUCUCCUCCGGGUCUCCCAUGUGGGUGCAGGGGUCCAAGGACUUGGGCCGCCUUCUACUGCUUUCCCAGGCCAUAGCAGAGAGCCAAAUCGGAAGAGGAGCAGCUGGGACUAGAACCAGUGCCCAUAUAGGAUGCCGGUGCUUCAGGCCAGGGCUUUAACCCACUGCUCCACAGUGCCGGCCCCGCCCAUUCCUCAUUAAAUAUCUCCUUGCUUCACCUGACCCUGAAGGGCUGUGAGGUCAUGGAUGACGUCAAAUUUUUUUCCUGGUUUACUCAAUGCCUAGCACACAGUAAGCCCCCAGUGACUGCUGCCUGGACGCCUGGUACGCAGAAUAAGGCGUGGAUCCUGGGUGAACCAAGCUAGCUUUGGUGAGGGCUGUGUCCUCUCCCUCCGCCUGUCUUGUCUCCUUUUCCCUGUUCAGAGCAGUGUCAGGCCUAGAGGAACAGCCCCAGGGAAGAGAGACUGUAAGUAGGUUUUUCUUUAGGGCCCAGGGGCCAGCCACCGCCCACUCCCCGGGGGUACAGCGCCUGGAUUCCUCCUGGUCAAAUACAGCACUGUCUAGCUCCAAACACGUGCAUCCAGCAGGUGCACUGACUUCAUGACGGCGGCGUGGAGGUGGAGUAGGCGUUCAAAGGCACAGGGCCCAGUGUUGACCUUGACCAGUUGGGUGACUCUGGGUGAGUCACCUCUCCUGGCCCAUCUGCAAAGUGAAUAUUUAGGAGGAAUAAGUGGCCCUAGUUGAAUAUACCCCCCUCCCACCCCAGAAGCUCAACUCUUUAAACUUUUCAAAUGACCGAUAAGAGAAUCAGAUAAAGGUCACAUGUUUCUGGGUGCAAUGGGGAAGCAGGGAUGCAGCGCUCCUCUCCAGCUUCCUCCUCUGAGUCUGCAAGUUUGGGGAGAUGGCCAAGUCUUGGACUGGACCUCUCCGCAGAAGGGGCCCGGAUCAGAUAUUCAGAGCGUUUAGGUGUUGGAGAACAUUUCACAGCAAUCGAAGUGCAGAGCAGGCAGCCCCUUUGUGCAAGGAGGAGGCGGCUCUGGCUAUCCUAGAAAAGUGAUGAGGGCCCAGGAGAGAGGAAGCCCAGAAGACUCACCCUCCUGCCUUGAGAGGAGGAAGUCACUACGCCUACCUCUCAGGCCAGGGAUUUCCCGUCUGAAGGGACAGCCCCUGGAACAUACAGAUAGCUCGGCUUCCAGGUCCCGUGGGUUGCCACGCCCUGGGAGGGACUCAGGUCCCCCACAUCCCCACCCCACCACCCAGGCCGCUCCCUGGCCUUGGCUCCAGGUAGGUGUGCUCUAGAGGCUGCAGCCGGGGCCACCUGGCAGCCCCAGGUGCUGUGCGGGUGCUGCCAUGGAGACAGCCUCGGGGUUGGUGACGAGAAAGAAAGCAGUUUCCCAAAGCAUUGCAGGUUCAGGUUCAGGAGAGGGAGAGGCAAGAGCCCCAGACCUUCAGUGUAGUCUGCCCGACCACUGGAGCCCACGGAAGCCCAGGACACCUGCGGGGCAGUCGCCUGGGCAUGGCGGAGCAGCAGGGCCGGCCGCUGGAGGCCGAGUGCCCUGUCUGCUGGAACCCCUUCAACAACACGUUCCACACCCCCAAGGUGCUGGACUGCUGCCACUCCUUCUGCGUGGAAUGCCUGGCCCACCUCAGCCUGGUGACUCGGGCCCGGCGCCGCCUGCUGUGCCCGCUCUGUCGCCAGCCCACCGUGCUGGCCUCGGGGCAGCCUGUCACGGACUUGCCCACGGACACGGCCCUGCUGACCCUGCUCCGCCUGGAGCCCCACCAUGUCAUGCUGGACGGCCGGCAGCUCUGUCUCAGGGACCAGCCCAAGAGCCGCUACUUCCUGCGCCAGCCUCGGGUUUAUACACUGGACCUGGGCCCUGAGCCUGGGACCCAGACUCAGGACGUGGCCUCCCAGGAUGUGGCCCCUGCCACGGCGUCCGUGCCCAUCCCCCGUCCCCGCCGCGACUCCCUGCGCAGGUGUUUCCGCAACCCUCAGUUCCGCAUCUUUGCCUACCUGAUGGCGGUCAUCCUCAGCGUCACCCUGCUGCUCAUCUUCUCCAUCUUCUGGACCAGGCAGUUUCUUUGGGGGGUGGGCUGAGCCCUCUGCUCCCAGGCAGGAAGCGUUUCUGGGUUGCGGCUGGACAGAGCUCAUUUGCCGUCAUCCUCAGAAGCAUAGGUCGUUUUACAGCCCAGGGAGCCCUUACCCUGGGUCGUCGCUCCUGGCGGGCCCUCCUGUGAUGUCAGGGGAGAGGCGGAAGGGUUAGGAGACGUGGUGAGACCUGCAGGUGUGACCUCGGGGGUCACGAAGGGCAGAGAAGCCGUCUGACUACACAGCAACCCAGCAAGUUGUGCCAAAGGACUGGGCAAUGGUACCCGGGUUCCAGACCAGCCCCACAAGUUGCAUUUCCCACAGGAGCUGCUUUGAACUUAGUUCAUGUGUUGUUUUUUGUUGUUGUUGUUUUUACUUCGUUCUUUUUUGCUGUGUGUUGCUAAAACAUUUGGAAAGUGAGCUUCCGUUCUGUGGGCAAAUGUGCCUGUCUCCUCUUUCCAGCACUUUCUUUGGCUGUCUUUCCCCCAGCCCCAGUAAAAAUGGUCUGCAUUCA
This is a messenger RNA of Oryctolagus cuniculus (rabbit), 3590 nucleotides long. RefSeq names its product ring finger protein 183 (gene RNF183). Gene Ontology annotation, biological process: protein ubiquitination; positive regulation of endoplasmic reticulum stress-induced intrinsic apoptotic signaling pathway; response to endoplasmic reticulum stress. Gene Ontology annotation, cellular component: endoplasmic reticulum membrane. The record is from RefSeq and is a predicted model, not a curated record. Gene Ontology annotation, molecular function: ubiquitin protein ligase activity. Lineage: Eukaryota; Metazoa; Chordata; Mammalia; Lagomorpha; Leporidae.